This is a messenger RNA of Microplitis demolitor, 2255 nucleotides long. It is a transcript of the gene Tom70, whose product is annotated as mitochondrial import receptor subunit TOM70. The transcript has 7 exons. Lineage: Eukaryota; Metazoa; Arthropoda; Insecta; Hymenoptera; Braconidae. Gene Ontology annotation, molecular function: protein binding. Bases 389 to 2095 code for a protein of 568 amino acids. The record is from RefSeq and is a predicted model, not a curated record.
UUAAAAAAAAAAAAAAAUAAAUCAAAAAGUAAAAGGUUAUCGUUAAAAAAUAAUUCAUAGAUUUACUUUGAAUACUAAAUUUAAAAUAAAUAAAAUAAUAUAUUUAUUUUUAUCAACUUUUAUAUAAUUUCGCGUUGGCGCUUUAUUAUCUUGAUAAAUAUAUACAUAUAUGUAAGUACAAGUAGAUAUAUAUACUCACAUGAGCACUCACAUGGUUGUUGAUGAUAAUCGUCAGAGUUGGGAUACAAAUUUGCGUCUUUCGUAAUUAAUAUUUCGCAGUAUCAGUCAGGAAUUUUAAAAAAUCACUGCCUUCUAGACAAUUGUUAAAUUUUUGUUAUUUUUUUUGACAUCUGGGGUUUGGGGGGAUUAUUAUUAAAUAAAAUAAAGGAUGCCGGUGGCAAGCAGUGCGACCAGUUCAAUAAGUGGUUGGCUGCCAAAAUGGCAACUUGCUUUGGCAGUGGGUGCACCAGUGGCACUUGGACUAGGAUAUAUUUAUUACAAAAACACAAGUCAAGAAAAAUCAAAAGGUGGAAAGUCAAAUGGUGUAGGGACUGAGAAACAGAUUUCAAUUGAUGGUGAUACUUUGACUAAAAGUAGUCAAAAGCCUGAGACUCCAACUGCUAAGGCGCAGCGAUUUAAGACCCUUGGAAAUCAAGCUUUUGGUGCUGGAAAAUAUGACGAAGCUAUUUCGUUUUAUAAUAAAGCUAUCGAGACCUGUCCUACUGAUCAAAAUGUUGAAUUGGCUAAAAAUUAUCAAAACAGAGCUGCUGCUCAUGAUGCACUGGAAAACUAUAGCUCGGUAAAGGAUGACUGUACAAAAGCAUUGGAGCUCAAUCCGACGUAUACAAAAGCCUUAUUAAGAAGAGCACGUGUUAUGGAAAAAACAAACGAAUUAGAAUUAGCACUGGAAGAUGUUACUGCUGCUUGUAUUCUUGAGAGAUUUAUGAGCCAAUCAACGCUUUUAAUGGCUGACAGAGUUUUAAAAGAAUUAGGUAAACAGCAUGCCCAUGAACAUAUGAAGAAAAGAAAACUUGUUAUGCCCAGUAAACAUUUUAUAAAAACGUACUUCAGUUCAUUUAAAAACGACCCAAUAUUUUCUGGUGACUCUGAUGACAAUGACAAUACAGCUCUAGCAGAAGUAAUCCAAAUGUUUAAAGAUGAAAAAUAUGACGAAAUAAUUGAUGCAUGUACAAACAAAAUAGAAAGUUCCGGCCCAGAAGACACUCAGGUUAAAUUAAAGUUACACCUUCUACGUGGUACCUUCUAUUUAUUACUCGGACAACACGAGGACGCGAUCGAAGACUUGAAUGCGGUAAUCAACAGCGAGGAAUCACCAAAGAACGUUAAAGUUAACGCGCUGAUAAAAAGAGCGACGAUGAACAUGCAGUUAGAAAAUCCAGACAAAUGUUUCGCGGACUUUAAAACGGCUAUCGAGAUUGAUUCUGAGUGCGGAGAUGUCUAUCAUCACCGUGGACAAGUUAAUUUGUUGUUGGACAAAGUUGAUGAAGCCAAAGAAGAUUCAGAGAAAGCAUUGAAAUUAAAUCCCAACUCUGGAAUAGCGUUUGCUCAGAAAUGUUAUAUGGACUACCGACAUGCUGCUACGACCAGAUCUCCCACUUUGGUUGAUAUUGCAAUCAAAGAAUUUGAACGUGCAUUUGAUUUAUUUCCAGACUGUUGCGAAUGUUAUACAUUAUACGCUCAAAUGUUGUGUGAUUCACAAUCUUACGACAAAGCUGAUGAAUAUUUUGCUAAAGCCAUUGAUAAAGAUCCAUCAAAUGCAACUAUCCGUGUACAUAGAGGUCUACUCCAAUUACAAUGGACUGGAAAUGUUGAAAAGGCUGUCGAGUAUAUCAACAAAGCACUUGAGUUGGAUCAAAAAUGUGAAUUUGGAUACGAAACACUGGGAACAAUUCAAGUCCAACGAGGAAAUCUAAAAGAAGCCAUAGAAUUAUUUGACAAAGCACUAGAAUUAGCCCGAACAGCUCUGGAACUUACUCACAUAUUUAGCCUCCAAGAUGCUGCGAAAGCACAGCUCAAAGUCGGUCAAAGAUUAGGCGCUAAUUCGUUGUUUGGUAUAGGAAAUGUCAUGUCGUAAUAAAAUAUAACUAUAAUUUACAAAAUUGCAUAAAAGAUAUGUAAAGAUUGCAUUUUAUAAUGGAUUUCAUACCCAUGAAUAGAAAAUUUAAAAUUGACAUUCACAUCGAAGGCAAAAGCAACUUAAAAUUUAUCAAUUAUGUUAAAAUAAUAAUAACAGU